GGGAGGGUGACGUAGGCGGAAGGGCACGUCACCCUCUGGGGAAGGCUGAGGCGGCGCCGCCGGGAGAGGAGCUCUUGAUAAAACAUGUCAUGGAUCAGAGAGGGCGAGCUGACCAUCAUAGAGAGAUUUUGUGCCAACAUCAUUAAGGCAGGUCCAAUGCCCAAGCAUGUGGCCUUCAUCAUGGAUGGCAACCGUCGUUACGCCCGCAAGUGCCACGUGGAGAGGCAGCAGGGGCACUCGCAAGGCUUCGAUAAGCUGGCUCAGACACUGCGGUGGUGUUUAAACCUUGGCAUUCGGGAGGUCACUGUUUAUGCCUUUAGUAUUGAGAACUUUAAACGCUCCAAGGAGGAGGUGGAUGGACUAAUGGAUUUGGCAAGGCAGAAAUUUAGCCGCCUACUGGAAGAACAGGAGAACCUGAAGAAACAUGGUGUGUGCAUCCGUGUCCUCGGGGACCUGCCCCUUCUGCCCUUGGAUAUUCAGGAGCUGAUUGCCCAAGCUGUGCUGGCAACAAGGAACUACAACAAAUGCUUUCUAAAUGUUUGUUUUGCAUACACAUCGAGACAUGAAAUCAGCAAUGCUGUCAGGGAGAUGGCAUGGGGGGUGGAACAAGGACUGCUGGAACCCAGUGACGUGUCUGAAUCAUUGCUUGAUAAGUGUCUGUACACCAACAACUCCCCUGACCCAGACCUCCUGAUUCGAACCUCUGGAGAGGUUCGACUGAGUGAUUUCCUACUCUGGCAGACAUCCCAUUCAUGCCUGGUGUUUCAGUCAGUCUUGUGGCCAGAAUAUUCCUUUUGGAACUUGUGUGAGGCUAUCCUUCGGUUCCAGAUGAACUACAGUGCUUUACAGAAGGCCAGAGACUCCUACAUGGAGGAAAGGAGGCGACAGCAGAUGGAAAGGGAUCAGGCUUAUGUGGCAAAGAAGCUGCAGCAGGAGGGGGUUGCAUCCCACGGAGACUCUCGGCGCCGGUGGACACUGUUGCAGACAUGCACUGCCAUGAGGGAGGAGAGAAUCCAGAGCUUCCUGCAGGCACUGGAGCACAAGAGAGCGGACUUCUUUGAGAGAUUGUGUUCGGUGUCCGCAUGACACAGGUGCUGGGUUCUUCAUGGGAAGACCAUUUUAAUAUGUGUUAGAGGGAACAGUUGCUGCCCUGAGGAAUUCACUCGCUGUGAGGACACAGGGCUGCUGCUGUAAGACUUGUCCCUGCUGGCCCUGACCAAGGGCAGGGACAGAGAGUACUGUGAACCCUUCUAGUUCUGUGAAUGCUGCCGAGGAAGGUAGUGCCGUCCGGACUCACCUCCCUGCCCCUGGUGAUGGAGAAUAAGCACACCCCACUGUAUCUCUGCUGCUUGAUACUUUACAGGUCUGGGGGUUUUGGUGACAAGAAGUUACCCGAAAUGAGCCUCUGGUUGUGUUUGACUCCUCAUGAAUUGGCCCAAGCAAACCAAUUCAGUCCUGCUAAAUCAGUCCAGACUUGAAUUCUUUCCAUAGUGAAUCUCUGUGGAGAUUUCCUCUGCUGUUCAAUAAAGGGAGCCUUGCUUCCUGCAGGGAGAGGGUAAUUCCUGGUGUGGAAGGGAGCCCCGUGCCAAGCAGUGGCAGAGAUAUUCCCCACUGCCUACUUCAUGAGAGCAUCUUGGCUUUUCCCCACCUUACUCUGCUGGUUUAGAUCUGCUCUUGUCUCCCAGAGAGCUAAAGUGAGGUGGUGUCAGCCUUGCUGUAAGGGAAAAAAGAUACUCCAAAGUCUCGCGAUCCCUUCUGAGCACUGUGUGUUGGGAGAACCCAAAUGCCAAAGAUGCUGAUGAUGAAGCUGACUAUCGGUGCUUAG
This is a messenger RNA of Pezoporus flaviventris, 1825 nucleotides long. RefSeq names its product dehydrodolichyl diphosphate synthase subunit (gene DHDDS). Bases 85 to 1086 code for a protein of 333 amino acids. Gene Ontology annotation, biological process: polyprenol biosynthetic process. NCBI's taxonomy places the organism in Eukaryota, Metazoa, Chordata, Aves, Psittaciformes, Psittacidae. Gene Ontology annotation, cellular component: dehydrodolichyl diphosphate synthase complex; endoplasmic reticulum. The record is from RefSeq and is a predicted model, not a curated record. The transcript is spliced from 9 exons. Gene Ontology annotation, molecular function: ditrans,polycis-polyprenyl diphosphate synthase [(2E,6E)-farnesyl diphosphate specific] activity.